AUGACCUGCAAAAAGAAACACACCAGACAGCAGAAGGGAAAGUCCAACGCGUCUUUACAUAAUGAAAUCAGUACGAAGGAAUCAUCAGGAACAGAAAAUUCACUAAACACAACUGACUCAAAGAAGGGCCAGAAAGCAGUGUUCCAUCUUAAGGAAUCAAAGAGCUCAGGACAGCACUCUACACAAAAACUUGAUUGUGAGAAGUGUCAGAUCUGCUUCCUGAAGAGCUGUGCUGCUCAUGGACCCCCCGUGUUUCUAAAGGACAAUCCAGUGGAAAAGGGACAUCCUAGUCAUGCUCUCCUCAGUGUGCCCACUGGACUUCGAGUUGGCCCAUCGAGCAUUCCGGAGGCUGGGCUUGGAGUAUUUAAUGAAGCAUCUGAUCUGCCUUUGGGGCUGCACUUUGGUCCUUUUGAGGGCAAGAUCACAAAAGUGGAAGAGGAAGCCAACAGUGGGUACAGCUGGCAGAUAGCCAAGGGCAUGAGCAGCCAUGAGUACAUGUAUGGAAAGGAUACUUCUUUUGCCAAUUGGAUGAGGUAA
Molecule: messenger RNA, 537 nt
Organism: Ochotona princeps (American pika)
Lineage: Eukaryota; Metazoa; Chordata; Mammalia; Lagomorpha; Ochotonidae
Product: histone-lysine N-methyltransferase PRDM7-like
Exons: 4
Coding region: 1-537 (178 amino acids)
Biological process (GO): positive regulation of reciprocal meiotic recombination
Cellular component (GO): nucleus
Molecular function (GO): histone H3K36 methyltransferase activity; histone H3K4 methyltransferase activity; recombination hotspot binding
Source: RefSeq, a predicted model, not a curated record